AUGUCAUUUGAAAUCAUAUCAAUAUAUCUAUUCAAAGUCAUUAGAGUUAAUGAACGAUGCAACCUUAAGAAAUGUACUGAUAUAAAAACAUCUUUUCAUUAUCUAAAUAACAAAGUAUUAUCAAAACAUAGUUCAAUUCAACCAAAUGUAUCAACUAUAAUCUUAGAUAAUAUAAUAGGAAUGAAUUUUGAUAACGAUAUUCUUAGACCUAUUGAUGCCAACCUACUCUACAAGAUGAUGUCGGAUUCCAAUGUUACAAAGUUUCAUGGUUGUCGAACACUGAUGAGGAAACUACCUGAUCAGAUCAGUGAUUUGUCAUUCUCCCAUACAUUUAGAGAAGAACUAACCAAAGAGAGUUUACCUCUGAACAUUAAGCAUAUUACGCUAUGCAGAUAUUACGAUAAACCUAUAGGAUUAGGUGUUUUACCAGAGGGUCUAGAGAGCAUUAAUUUUGGAUAUCAAUACAACCUACCAAUUGAAAGAAGUACACUACCAACAUCUCUCAAAUCUCUGACAAUCAGUUGUGAAUCAAUCAAAUUACUAGAAUCACUCCCACCCAACCUCAAAGUUCUCAGAAUCUCAGGUGAAGUACCUAGACCUAUCGAUUCAAAUUUUUUACCAAUCACUCUUUGCUCAUUACAAUCCAUUCCAGUUUGUUGGGUGCCCUACUUAACGAAACUUCCAAAUCUUACUUCGAUAUCAUUCUGUGAUAGAUCCAAAUCGGUUUUUAAUGGUGCGCUUCCACCAAACUUAACAGACUUGGAAUUUGAAUCUAAAUUUGUUAUAUCAGUAUCUAUGCCAUCAUCGAUCAGACACUUAACUCUGAAUGAAUGCUACUUUAACUAUGACCAGUUGUUCCCAGUGGACAUACAGUAUCGAUUAAAAAGCUUAACAGCACCCCGGUUACCAACACAAAAACCAAACCUACAGAUUUUUCAUAUCGUAUAUCAAGGACAAUCUGGAGUCAUUUCACUUGAGGCUAUUACACACGGUGUAGAAUCUUUAGAUUUGUCAUCUCAACUUUCUAAAUUGGAAGUUGGAUCAAUACCUGCUUCAGUCAAGCAUUUGAUAUUAAAUAAUUUUCAAAGCAUCACACCUGGUUCUAUUCCGAAAUCAUUAGAGUCAUUGGAGCUGCGCAAUCUAUAUUGGUCAAAUGUUACAGAAAUACCAAAUGGCUUGAUACCCGAUACUCUUAGAUCAUUGAAAUUAGAAUACUCAAAUGAAAUAUUAUCAAGUAUUCCUCGUACUCUGACCAACAUUAUCUUUAAAGAAACAGAAAAACACUAUGAAUGUCACAUUAGAAAAUUGGAUCAUCAUCAUUAUCUUAUGUUUGGUAAACCAAUCGAUAAAAUAGCGAAUUUCACAUUCCCACAUUUCCGUUCAAUUGUAUUAUUGCACGAAUCACUUUUUAUUGGUGGUACUAUUGCCAAGAUAUUGACAAAAACAUUCAACUUUUAUUCUAAAAAUUAUAAAUAA
Molecule: messenger RNA, 1476 nt
Organism: Heterostelium album PN500
Lineage: Eukaryota; Evosea; Eumycetozoa; Acytosteliales; Acytosteliaceae
Exons: 2
Coding region: 1-1476 (491 amino acids)
Source: RefSeq, a predicted model, not a curated record